AAGGAGGGCGCGAGCAGCGCGAGCGGAAAAGGCGCCCCGCGCGGGCGAGCGCAAAGAAGGAAAGAAAGAAAACCAGCGAGCGAGCGUGUGAGCGAGCGGGGAGAGCGAGCAAGCGCGCGCGCGAAAACUCCCGUCAGAUUUUUGGAUGCCACUGGACAGAAACUUGACACUUCAGAUCAUCUUUUUAUCAUAGCAGAGCCCUCAGCCUGCUCAUUACUUGGGGACGAGAUAGCCCAUGUGCUGUGGAGAUGACCGGGGAGCAGCAGCUUGACUCAGAUCUUGGGUCUGGUGUAGAAGUAGAAGAAUUCAGCUGGGAAGAUUAUCUAGAAGAGACAGGCUCUACCACAGUUCCCUAUGCAUCGUUUAAACAUGUGGACAUACGUUUGCAAAAUGGAUUUGCUCCUGGGAUGAAGCUGGAGGUAGCUCUGAAAAAAGAUCCUGAGACUUACUGGGUUGCCACCAUCAUUACCGCCUGUGAGCAGUUGCUCCUGCUCCGUUAUGAAGGCUAUGGGGAAGACAGAAAAGCAGACUUCUGGUGUGAUAUCAGGAAAGCUGGUCUCUAUCCCCUCGGGUGGUGUCAGCAGAAUAAGAAGACUCUCGAAGCUCCAGAAGGCAUCAGAGAUAAAGUGUCUGAUUGGAAUACAUUCCUACAGCAGACCCUGAGAGGAGCCUGUGGUCCUCCUGUGUCUCUGCUAGAGGACCUCCGUAAUGGAAGGAAUCCUUUAGAUCUCAUUGCUCCAGGAUCCAGACUCGAAUGCCAAGAUUUUCGGGACUCUUUAAGCACUUGGAUUGUUACUGUUGUGGAGAACAUUGGAGGCCGGUUGAAGCUGCAGUAUGAAGGACUUGAAAGUCAUGACGGUUUUGAACACUGGUUGUAUUACUUAGAUCCAUUUCUUCAUCACAUUGGGUGGGCUUCUCAGCAAGGAUAUGAACUUCAGCCCCCAUUAGCCAUCAGGCAUCUGAAAAAUGAAGCUGACUGGCAAGAGAUUUUGGCCAAAGUGAAAGAGGAAGAGCCAUUACCCUCUUACUUAUUUAAGGAUAAGCAAGUUAUUGGAACCCAUGAAUUUUCUAUAAACAUGAAGUUGGAAGCUGUGGACCCAUGGUCUCCUUUUGGGAUUUCUCCUGCUACAAUUGCUAAGGUUUUUGAUGAUAAGUACUUUCUAGUGGAAAUGGAUGACCUUCGACCAGAAAACCAUACAAGGCGGUCGUUUGUGUGCCAUGCUAACAGUCCUGGUAUCUUUCCUGUGCAGUGGAGUCUAAAGAAUGGUUUACACAUCAACCCUCCUCCAGGUUUCCGGAGCCAGGACUUUGACUGGGCUGACUACCUCAAACAGUGUGGUGCUGAAGCUGCUCCCCAGAAGUGCUUCCCGCAGUCAAUUUCUGAGCACCAGUUUAAGGAGAACAUGAAACUGGAGGCAGUGAACCCUAUUUUCCCUGAAGAAGUGUGCAUUGCCACCGUUACUGCAGUGAGAGGCUCAUACCUGUGGCUCCAGCUGGAAGGUUCUAAGAAGCCUGUACCUGAAUUUAUUGUAAGUGCGGAGUCGAUGAAUAUAUUUCCUUUGGGCUGGUGUGAAACCAAUGGCCAUCCUCUCAGUACUCCUCGCCGGGCACGAGGGCAUAAACUGAGGAAAAUUGCAGUGGUUCAGCCAGAAAAACAAAUACUGUCUUCAAGAUCUGUCCAUGACAGCCUGAAGCUGAACUCCACCCACUCAGUGAUGAUCAAUGGAAAAUACUGUUGUCCAAAGAUAUACUUCAACCACCGUUGCUUCUCAGGACCGUAUCUUAAUAAAGGAAGAAUUGCUGAGCUGCCUCAAUGUGUAGGACCUGGGAACUGUGUUCUGGUACUUAGAGAGACUGCACUGAAGCCAGUAAACAGUAGGCCACCAGGUGAAUUAAUUGUAUUUGUAGAUUUAUCUCAAAAAGUAAAAACACACUAUUAUGGAAAGAAGAAAAAUAAAAGAAUUGGGAGGCCACCUGGUGGACAUAGUAAUUUAUCUUCUGCCCUGAAAAAAAGCAAUAAGAGAAGAAAAAGGCGGAAAAAUAUUUUUGUUCAUAAGAAGAAACGCUCUUCUGCAUCUGUUGACAAUACCCCAGUGGGCUCACCCCAGGGAAGUGGGGGUGAAGAUGAGGAGGAUGCAGAUGAUGGAGAUGAUGAUUCCCUAACUGAGGGCAGUACAUCCGAGCAUCAGGAGGAGUUACAGGAAGAGUCUGAAGUGUCAGAAAAAAAAUCAUGCUCCUCUUCUCCCACCCAGAAUGAGACACCCACCCCAGUGCCCCCAGACACACAGACCAAUAAAAGAGACGCCCAGACUUCCUCACUCUCAGAUGAUGAAAAUAAGCCUCCUUCACCAAAGGAAAUAAGGAUUGAAGUUGAUGAAAGGCUUCACCUGGACAGCAACCCCCUGAAGUGGAGUGUGGCCGACGUUGUGCGGUUCAUCAGGUCCACUGACUGUGCUCCGUUGGCAAGAAUAUUCCUUGAUCAGGAAAUUGAUGGGCAGGCCCUUCUGCUCCUCACCCUUCCCACUGUCCAAGAGUGCAUGGACUUAAAGCUGGGCCCCGCCAUCAAGCUCUGCCAUCACAUAGAGAGGAUCAAGUUUGCUUUUUAUGAGCAGUUUGCCAACUGAGAAGGACAAGCAGACUGAGCUGAGUCUUUGAAGCACAGUGCAGCAAACCCUUUGCCCUGCUCUACAGAUGGCUGCAGUAGUCCUGAGCUGUCGGCCUGCAAGUGUUGGCUUGCUAUCUUUGCACUUUCAGGGAAGGAGGACCCACACUGAGGAAGCAAAACAGCACAAAAAUGGCUCUCCUACAGUGCAAAUAUGGACUUCUGUUUAGAAGAUUCCAGUUUAAAAAACAUUGUGAGAAAACCAUAAAAGUCUGAAUUACCAUUAGUGGGACCUGAAACAAAGAAUGAUGGUGACAGCUGGGCCGCACCAAUGUUGUUUUCAUUCUGUUCCUUCCCUCUGUAGAUUGAACUCUGUUCUCUGCUUUCUCUUUCUUGAAAAGAGAGGACAUAGCUUUAAGUCAGCACUGGUUUGGGACUGUGCCUAAGGCACAUCAGUGCUUCAUUGUUGUUGUGUUUUUAAGCUUUUUUAAAUUAAAGCAGUUCAUUUUGGGGAUAAUUAAGUGGCUCUAGGGUUUUGAAUGUAUAGUCACACUUUGAUCCAUUUUAAAAUCUAUUCUUAGGAGUUCCUUUGUUUACUACCUCUGUUGAUGACUGCGCUUACAGCCAUGAGUGACAUUUUUUGUAUGAUGCCAUUUUUAAGCUGAAUGCUAAAACUAUGACAGAAAUUAGAGAAGGCACUGCCUGCUUUCUUAAAGAUAUCAUGUUGGCACUUACACCACCAGUCCCUUAACCAGUUUGUCCUAAGAAUUCUACUGUUGUGUCCUCCAUCAUGACCAGGUUUUGGCCACCAUCAUUAGGUGGCUUUACAAAGACCAAUGGGUAUUUCAGUUUAAUUACUCUCUCCCUAUUAGUUCUGAAAGGUAUUUAAGUGGCUUUUAUUUUAUGUUUAUUUUUCUGUAGAGUUGUUUAACUACCUCUGUUUCAUUUCUGGAGUUUCUACUCUCAGUGAAAAUCAGUGUGGGUUCUUUGGACCUACUGUCAAGCCCAUUUUUCUGGUUUUCUAGGUAUGUCCAAGUAGAUACAUAGCAGAGAAAUGUGUCUUUGGGUAUGGCACAAAGUUGAAGUUCCUUAAUAGUGUCCUUGGUUAUGAGUACUGAGAGGUAGUUAAGAGUCUAUGAACUCACUACCCCAAAUAUCCCAGAUCUUAUCUCCUCUGGGAAGCUAAGCAGGGCCUGGUUGGUACUUGGAUGGGAAAGGUGGUUAAGGAGUCUGGAAAUCUCUGUCUAGCCACGUUUAUGCCUGUCUUCAGUUAAACAAAUUUAAAUUGAAUGUAAUUACAAUCUGAAGAGUCUCACUCAGUAGCUCAUUCUUUUGAAGUUUUUUUUUUUUUUAAAUUAAACUCAAGUUGACAUGAAGCUCCAGGUGAAUUUUCACUUACGAUGGUGGUGUUAGCUAUUAUAGAAUAGCACUUGCUAUGCUACAGCCAUGAGUAAGGAAAGACAUGCAUACACAGUUGCCUCCUUUAAUGUUUUCCUUGUUGAUUAUUUAUUUAUUUAUUUAUUUUUGAUUACCCUAAACCCUACAGAUUUAUACCCUAAGCAUUUUUCCUCAAGAAUUGAAAAUGUUUUAAAACUGCAAACUGAGUAAAUUCUGAACAAGUAUACAAAUAUAAGGUAAUAUUAUUACAAAUUUAAA
This is a messenger RNA of Grammomys surdaster, 4258 nucleotides long. RefSeq names its product Scm like with four mbt domains 1 (gene Sfmbt1). Bases 249 to 2624 code for a protein of 791 amino acids. NCBI's taxonomy places the organism in Eukaryota, Metazoa, Chordata, Mammalia, Rodentia, Muridae. Gene Ontology annotation, cellular component: nucleus. Gene Ontology annotation, biological process: regulation of DNA-templated transcription. The transcript is spliced from 20 exons. The record is from RefSeq and is a predicted model, not a curated record. Gene Ontology annotation, molecular function: histone binding; transcription corepressor activity.